AUGGACUCCUCCCAAAAGAUCCGCGUAUCGGAUCCCUCGAAGAAGACCAGGGUUGGAAUAGUUGGAGCGGGUAUAGCUGGCCUUCGGUGUGCGGAUAUUCUUGUAAAACAAGGCUUUCACGUAACGAUUCUUGAAGCGCGAGACAGACUCGGCGGGAGGUUGUGCCAAACCACAUUACCAUCAGGACAACUUGUCGAUCUGGGCCCGAACUGGAUUCAUGGGACGGAACACAAUCCUAUUUUGGAUCUCGCAAAAGAAUCUGGCACUCUGACACAUACCUGGGGUGAAAAUGUGAACGUUUUUGGUGAGAAUGGAUGCAUCCUGGAUGAAGGGAGAUCUUCUCAUGAGGUAAUGUGGGGGAUCAUUGUCCAGGCUUUCAAGUAUUCUGCGGAAAACACAGCAAAAAUAGAUCCUUCUAGGAGUUUAUAUGAUUUCUUUGUCGAGAAGGUCCAAGAAGUGUAUCCCGGUGGCGGGGAGAUCGAACAGAAGCGUAAGCUCGUGUUGCAAAUGGCGGAGCUGUGGGGUGCUUUUGUGGGAAGCCCUGUGACUACUCAGAGCCUCAAAUUCUUUUGGUUGGAGGAGUGUAUUGAUGGCGAAAACCUAUUCUGCGCUGGAACUUAUCGCGCAAUUCUGGAUUUAAUUUCAAAACAGGCAAGAGAAAAUGCUGAAAUCAAGUUACAUUCGGUUGUAAAUCGAGUAAAUACAACGAUGGAUAUGGUUCGACUGUCCAUCCACAGUGGCGAAGAACUAGAGUUCGACGAGGUGGUGAUGACGGCCCCGUUGGGAUGGCUCAAAAAGAACAAGAUGGCUUUUGAGCCUCCAUUACCCCAAAGAUUUUCGGAUGCAAUAGAUGCCAUCGGUUAUGGUUCUCUGGAGAAGGCAAGUUUCGAUCCAAACGACCAGUUUACCGGAUUUACACAAUGGAUUUCACCAGCAUAUGCUAGCGACACCAACAGCAAAAGAUGGACCCAAGAGGCCGUUGAUCUGUCGACGCUACCAAAUUCUUGCUCGCACCCUACACUAUUAUUCUACAUAUUCGGAGAACAAUCAGUCGCCCUUGCCGCUAAACUUGAAGCCCUUCCCGAAGAUAGUGAGAAGCAAGAAUUUUUGGUCAAUUUUUUCAAGCCGUAUUACAGUCGCCUGCCAAAUUUUGAUGAGCAUUCCAAAGACUGUUUCCCUACAUCCUGCCUUGCUACAAGCUGGGUAUCGGACGAAUUCGCUGGCAACGGAAGUUAUACCACUUUCAGAACUGGUCUCCGGGAAGGCGACCAAGAUAUUCAAAUCAUGAGAGAAGGCUUAACAGGACGAAGUCUCUGGUUUGCGGGCGAACAUACGGCUCCGUUCGUUGCUUUGGGUACGGUCACAGGAGCAUAUUGGAGUGGUGAAGCGGUUGGAAAACGUAUUGCUGAAGCGUAUGGAAUGACUUCUAGGAGAAGUAGUAUGCCCAGCGCUGAGGAUCUUUCAAGCAAUGAUGGAUUGAAGGAGAUCAAUGUGCGCGGUUUUGCUGACAAGGGUCUUGAGAAAUGA
Molecule: messenger RNA, 1527 nt
Organism: Glarea lozoyensis ATCC 20868
Lineage: Eukaryota; Fungi; Ascomycota; Leotiomycetes; Helotiales; Helotiaceae
Product: FAD/NAD(P)-binding protein
Exons: 5
Coding region: 1-1527 (508 amino acids)
Molecular function (GO): oxidoreductase activity
Source: RefSeq, a predicted model, not a curated record